CACCAAUGCAAUGCAAUGCAAAGGCCUGGCCCGCCCUCCGCCAAACCGCGCAGACCCGAAACCUGGGCUUUGCUCCCUGGCGGCCCGGGCUGCCUUCUCUUUUGCCUCUCCGCCCAGGAAUCCGGAGAGGGAGCCCAGGUCUCCCAAGAGCAGCGCCCGAAGAGACGCCUCUCUUUCCAGGAGACCUGCUUUGGGCUGGAGGGCUUUGCUUGCCCCCCCCCGUUCCCAGCUCUGCCCACCUGCUGCCCCUUGCGCCCGCCCAGCAUGUUGCCUUACCUCCUGGUGCUUUCCUGGCUGCCUUUUCUGGUUGCAGGUGGAGUUUCUGGAAGUCUCCGCUCAAGAGGGCGCAGGCAACUACUGCCUCUGAAUCAGUCUGGUGUCUGUCGUUACGGUUCAAAGCUUGACUGCUGCUAUGGCUGGAAAAGAAAUAGCAAAGAGCACUGUGAAGCUACCUGUGAACAUGGGUGCAAAUAUGGUGAAUGUGUGAUGCCAAACAAGUGUAAAUGUUUUCCUGGGUUCACAGGGAAAACCUGCAGCCAAGAUCUCAAUGAAUGUGGAUUGGAACCCCAUCCUUGCAAACACAGGUGUAUGAACACGCAUGGCAGUUACAAGUGCUAUUGCCUUAAUGGGUACAUGCUCAUGCCAGAUGGCACCUGCACAAAUUCCAGGACAUGUUCCAUGGUGAAUUGCCAAUAUGGCUGUGAAGAGAUGAAAGACGAUGUACGAUGCUUGUGUCCAUCAAGUGGACUUCAGUUAUCACCAAAUGGGAAAACAUGCAUAGAUAUCGAUGAGUGCGCCACUGGCAAAGCUAUUUGCUCAUUCAAUCGCAAAUGCGUCAACACAUUUGGAAGUUAUUACUGCAGGUGUCAGGUUGGAUAUGAACUCAAAUAUGUGAAUGGUCGAUACAACUGUUUAGAUAUAAAUGAAUGUACAGCAAAUAUAUCCAUGUGUAACUUCCAUGCAGAAUGCCUCAACACACAAGGGUCUUUCAAGUGCAAAUGCAAAGCAGGCUACAGAGGGAAUGGAUUUGAAUGCUCUGUUAUUCAUGAAAAUUCAGUGAAAGAGUUUCCUAGAAUCUCUAGAGUUGCCAAAGAAAAGCUCAAGAAGCUGCUUAGGCACAAGAACAAUUUGAAAAACCACGUAGACAUGAAAAAUGCCAUUCCGGAAGCUCUUGCGACUCCACCUUCCAGAACACAUGUAAGACCACUGGACUACAAAGAGAGUUCCUACACAGAGGAUGAUUUUACUGAACAGGAGAAAAGCAGUGAAGAUGUUGGAAGAAAUGGAAACAUAGACAAUAAAGGAGCUGAUGAAGAAGAAGGAGAAAGCGAACACCUUGAAAAUCAGAUUGGCCAUGAGAAGAAACUCCGAGGAGAUGUAUUUUCUAAAGAAGCAGCUGUUUUUGGCCCUCUCCCAGCACAAAGAAAAAUCUCAGUGCAGAAGGCAGAGCUGGAAGAUAUAAUUUCAGUGGACUGCAGCUUUGGGCGAGGGUCUUGUGUCUGGCAGCAAGAUGCAAAUGAUGACUUUGACUGGAGUCCUGCAAAUCAUGAGAAUGGUGAUGGCUAUUACAUGGCAGUUCCAGUCUUCAUGGAGCACAAGAAGGAUGUUGGUCGUUUGAAACUUCUUCUCACUGACCUUGAACCAAAGAGCAUGUAUUGUUUAAUUUUUAGUUAUCGGUUUGCAGGAGAAAGAGUAGGGAAACUACGAGUAAUCCUCAGUGACAUCAGUAGUGGCCCAUCCUGGGAACAGAGCAUGGGGAAUGGAGAGUGGUGGAAAACUGGUCAAAUUGAAAUGCCUACAGGAGCAGAAACAACUAUGAAUAUUACCUUUGAGGCAGAACGUGGGAAAGGCACAACUGGAGAAAUCGGAGUGGAUACUGUAAUACUAUUUUCUGGCCUGUGUCCUGAAGACCAUCUUGCAUUAGAUAUUUGAAUGUACAAAUUUCAUUGCUAUUAUAUUAUUUGUUGUACUAAUAAAUAAUUUUGUAUCAUUGUUACCUAGAUAAAAUGCCAACUUAAAAACAACAUCUUGAACUUCAAAUCAGAUAGAAAAACAGAUCUAAAACCUCUAGUCAGAUAACACAUUUGUAUAUAUAAUAUGCUAAACUUUGUUUUGUAUGUUUCUUUAUUUUAUUAUAGGGUUUUAUAGAAUAUGAAAAUAUUUCUCUAGCUUUUCUCACAAUAAAGGUACUUUAUUGUAUACAAAAUUCCCUUUAAAGAAAAUUCCUAUUUUUAAAUUCCAUCCCAUUCAACUACAAGAAUAUGAAGCAAUAUCUUGAAAAUGAUAUUUUAUUUCUAGCAACAUUUAGGGCAGAGUGGAGAAAGUGUAACUGUAUAGAGCCAUGGUAAGGAACUGCAAAGGGUCUGGGUGUUCAAUUCAUAUUUUUUAUCCAUAGUUUUUCCUCUCAUAUGACCAACUCAGGAACAUGUUUUUGUUAAGAUUCCCCUAAUCAUUGCAAUAAAGGUUCAUACUAUGUUUGCCAGAGGUUCUUUUUACAUAACAGCAUUCUCUCACAUAGCUAGAUCAGACUAUUUUUCUGUCCUGUUGUAAUAAGAGAAAUGAAGAACAUAAUCCAAACAGGAAUAAAUAUAUUUAAGGCCCUGAAAUCAAUAAAUGUGUAUCUUAUAUGAGCCUAUAUGCAGGAAAACAUACGUUUGGUUCUAUUUCUCUUCUGUGCAUUUUUGCUUAAGUUCCUAUUUUUCUAUAAGGAGAAAGUAUAUUUUGCAUGUCAAAAUAUGAAAAAUGUGAAUUCCCUUUUAUCCUUCCAUUAUUCUUUCUUCUAAUCUAAAGACACAAAAUGUUCCUACAAAGAAGCAGUGUAAUUAAUCCUCACGAAUGUCCAUAGUUAAUAGAAUACAUGAAACAGAUAUUUUAGUGCUGGAUGAUGUGUCCAAGUUCUGUUGUUUUUGGGACUUAUUCAAGUUUUAAUAAUAAAUAACAAGAUUUAUCUUCAAGUGUUUAAUGUUAAAUCUGAUGGCAGAUAUGUACUAAGAAUAGAAAAAACAUUUCCAAAAGCAAUGUGAUCUGUAUAAGAUAUGAAUUAUAAAUUGAAAAAGGGGAAACUCAAACUAUUUGUACAACUAGGUAUCCUCUGUGUAUAUUGCGUGCUGCUUUUAAUUAGAAUUAAGCUAGUCUUGUAACUAAAGAGGCAAGAGUGGGUUUUAAAAAGAAAAGGUUACAAAAAUAUUGAUUUUGAAUGAGUAUUUUUCUGCUCUAAUGAAAAUGGGAAUAUAAAAUUAGAACACAAAAAUAAAAUAGGCAUAGUAUUUCUUUUCUGCUUUUAAUGUAGGCUUGCUAUUAUUAUGGGUCUUCAAAUCUCCUCUGACUUAUGAAAAUUCUGUCCUAAAAUUUUCUAGGCAAGAUUUGAUCUGAGAGGUUUGCAAUUGCUUUCCUCUGAGGCUCAGAACAUGGGGCGUGCCCAUGCCCGUAGCCAGGAUUUUGCUUCGGGGGGGGGGGGGGCUGAGUCUGGGUGGGAGAGGAUCUACCCUAGCAAACCUUUUGUAUUGUUAUCCCAAUACCCCCGUGUAUAUGGGAUACAUCGAGCAUGGUGAUCAGAUCAUGAUAUGAAUAAACAUACUCUGAGAAUACUCUGAGAAUUUGGGGGGUGGGGGGCUGAAGGAAUAUAGACUCCGGUCUCCCACAGCCUUAGUCUAAACUCUAACCAUUGCACCAUGUUGGCUCUUGCACUAUGCUGGGUCUCUCACUAGAGAUAGCCUAUCUAAUUUCUACAUUUUGAAUAACAGUCAUUGCAUACUGGAGCAGAUGUAGUGUUCUCAGUCUCUUGGCCACAUCUCCCAUUCCCAAUGUCUUGGGUGCCACAUGCCCCAGAAGAGCGCUGAAGUGCCUCAUUAUAGAAGAAAAACUAACACAGUAGUCACAACGGACACCUGAUGAAAUAGAAAACCACUGAUUUUAUAACAGGAAAGAGAAGAGUAUACUGAUGUUUUGUUUUCACUCUGUACAUAAAAGAACACCACAGUGGCUUAAUAAUGGAAAAGUGCUGCCAUGUUCCUUCGCAGCACAGAAUGCUCAGGGUAAUCUUUAGAUGGAGUAUGACAUUUGCAAUCACGCAAAGGGAAUGUUCGAUCCUCUCUCCUACACAAAAUGCUCUGGGUGAUCUUGGAUGAUGGAGUGUGAAAUUAGUAAAUCACUCAAAGAAGAGUUUUGUAGUAGCCUUUGAUUUCAGUUACCCUUAUGUAGAAUGAAUGGGUGCAUCCUUUGGACAUAAAACUUCUAGGUAUCCUAAAUGCCUGUGCUGUAGAAUAGAUCAUAAUGGAAUCAUUCAAUUGACGUGACCCUGGGCUUAAUUCUUAAGUGUUGCUGUCCAAGACCCUGUGUAAGAAACUCAUCAUCAUAAACAAUCCCUCAUGGCCAAGGGCUUGGUGGUGUGUCCCUAAGUGACUAUAGAGACCUAUUCUGGAUUUGCAUGGUAUUUCACAGUGAGGACAUAUUUCCAGGUGGAAGGCAGUUCCGAGAAGUGUUUGCUUGACGCACCUUUCUCUUGACACGUUUCUCCCUUUUGACCUCAAUUUAUAGGUAAAGGUAAAGGUUUUCCCCUGACAUUAAGUCUAGUCAUGUCUGAGUCUCCCCAUUUCUAAGCCGAAGAGCCGGCGUUGUCCAUUGUUGUAGUUGAGUCAGCAGGCAAUGUUACAAACGGUAGUAGGAGUACCAGUAGGAUGAAAAGGGUUAAUCAUGAGCAAGUGUCAGAUGAAGAACAGCAAAGGAAACGGAUCCGGGAUAUACUUAUGGCACCUUCUGAUGAAGACACGUUUGAAGGGUUUUCAAGUGGCGAGGAGUCAAUGAGUAAGGAAGGAGAUGGGCUGGAUGUGAAUAGAGGCACUAAGAAGGUUACUCGGGAGCAGGAAUUAGAUGAGGAACGGGAGAGGAAGAAGCUCUGGGAUACUGCUCCCACAGAGGAUGAGUCGUUUUUGGGUUUCUCUGGGGAUGUUGGGUCUGGGAGUGAUGAGAAUGAGGAGGGCACAUUGGACUGGACUAAGGUACAAGAAAUAAGGGAUAUGUGUGCAGAGCCAACUUCUAGUGAUACGUUUGUGGGGUUUUCAGGACAGGAGGAUUGGCAAACUGGUGAUACAUCUGGGUCAUGGGGAAACCUAAGUCUUAAUAGGAGAUGGAGGAGCUGGAGGAAUGGUAACCGGGGUUCACGUGUGAUGACAGGACCAGCUGUGGGGGAUGACGAUGGAGUGGAGGCCAGCUCAUCUUUGGAUAAUGAUGUGUAAGUUAAAAGUAGGGUCCGAAAUGGGGAUUCUUUGCAGAAGGCAAAGUGUCGUUAUUGCGUAGGUUUGUCGCUGCCUGUUUCCUGUUGGGUUUUGGGUCCGGGCUCUGCAGCUUGGCGUUCCUGGUUCCUGUGAUUCUUUGACUUGGAUUUGCUUAUCGUGAAUGUGUCUUCUCCCUUCCUGGACUUUUGGACUGGUGACUUCGGCUCUGUUUGGCGACCUGGGUAACGAUGUUUGGAUUGGCUUAUCAUGGAUGCAGCUUUCUCCCUUCCUGGCUUUUGGAUUGACUCAACUGUGGCUUGUGUAAACACUUUGGAGACGACGCUGGUUUGGACCUUCUUCAACGGCUAUUUUGGAACUUUGACUGGUUUUGAUUACUCUCUGUGUGCUGUGCUGUCUUCAAGGAAGCCUGUUACAGCUCUGUUUGCUUCCAAUUUCAUUGACUGUGUUUUAAUCCAGGUUAUCCAUCCGUUUAACCUGGAUUAUUUUCCGUUCUUCUUUUUGAGCCCGGUUUGGGCUAGAACUUUGAGUUUAGGUCAGAGACACUGCAGUCGAGUGUUUCUGAGCCAGUUUUUGUGUUGCAAUAAACCUUUUGUUAAACUAA
Messenger RNA from Anolis carolinensis (green anole), 5835 nucleotides. RefSeq names its product EGF like domain multiple 6 (gene egfl6). The record is from RefSeq and is a predicted model, not a curated record. Bases 16 to 1932 code for a protein of 638 amino acids. Gene Ontology annotation, cellular component: membrane. The transcript has 12 exons. Gene Ontology annotation, molecular function: calcium ion binding. NCBI's taxonomy places the organism in Eukaryota, Metazoa, Chordata, Lepidosauria, Squamata, Anolidae.